AUGGGCGACAUUCUCCGCCCUGAGGGCGAGGGCGCUUCCCAAGAUGAGUCGACCGAUCACAGCAUCCUCACGCGAAUGCAGCGCUUCCGCGCCAACCCUUUCAACUUCGCCCACGAGAUUUCGCUUUUCGUUCGAGGCGUCGGAUGGCGUGCAUACGACAGACCCAUCGGACAGCCCGUCUUCUAUUCUGGCUAUACGGCCAAGAUCAAAGCGGCCACAAUGUCUUCUCCGCUUCUGCGACAGAAAGUGGUCGAUUUGACAGAGCAACGCUUGAAGGUUGAAGAAAAAGAACACCUCCUCGACAGUGCAAGCCCGACAUACCUCCCCGAUCGAGAGAAGCGAAGACAUGAGAUCACAUCGCAGCUGUUGGAGAUCACGGCCGAUAUGCUGGAUAAGAUGGUGUGCAAAAUGGAGAGCAAGACCUACAUUCGGACAGCCUUCUAUGGAGCCACCCAAUUGCUCACCCGAGCAUACAGCGCAAUUCAUGUUUCAGAGUCGGAGGUGCAAAGAUUGCGAGACGUUGCAACUCUAGCAGCCAAAAACAAUCAGUCUAUUAUCUUCCUACCGCGCCAUACGAGCCACGUCGACUAUGUCACUUUGCAGUUGGUCUGCUAUCGUCUAGGUCUCACGUUACCAGUCGUAGUGGCCGGCGAUAAUCUCAACAUCCCGAUUUUGGGAGGUUUUCUCCAGAGCUGUGGCGCCAUGUGGAUCAGGAGAAGUUUUGCAAAUGACCAGCUAUACACAACUUUGGUUCAAGCUUACCUCGAUUCCAUGCUCCAGCAAGGCUAUAAUUUGGAGUGCUUUAUUGAGGGAGGCAGAAGUCGCACUGGGAAACUGCUUGGCCCGAAAUUCGGGUUCCUCAGCUUCAUCCUCGACUCUAUACUCUCAGGCCGAACUGAGGAUGCUUGGAUAUGCCCAGUCUCCCUGCAGUACGACAAGGUUAUAGAGGUUGACUCGUACGUCAACGAAUUGCUCGGGAAACCGAAACGGAAAGAGAAUCUUGCGGACCUUAUCUCAGCGUCCUCCGUGUUGUCGUUGAACCUCGGUCGCAUCGACUGCAGAUUUCAUGAACCGUGGAGUCUCAAGGACUUCAUCAAAGUGCAACAGGCACGGCAAGCCCUUGAUACUGGUGUCAUCCAGGACGCGAGUAGCAGAAUCCGGCUGCUGCGCACUCUCGGUUACCGAGUACUUUCUGAUAUCAAUGCGGCUUCAGUCGUGAUGCCUACUGCCUUGGUUGGGACAGUUUUGCUUACGAUUCGCGGACGCGGUAUCGGGAAGUCCGAGCUCAUAAGGCGGGUCGACUGGCUCGCCAGAAGGAUCAAACUGAAAGGUGGGAAGGUCGCGGACUUCAAGGGAAUGACCACGUCGUAUGUAGCUGAACGAGCUUUGGAAGUGCUUGGACCGAAGCUCGUCGGCACUGUGGAUGGUCUGGCCGAAGAGACAUAUUACGCGGUUGAUCGUUUUCAACUAUCAUUCUACAGGAACAUGACCAUCCACCUCUUCAUCUCUGAGGCCCUCAUUGCGGCUGCGUUGUACAGCAAGGUCAAGCAGGGCGGAGGGAGUGCCAAUGAGCGCAUGAGUGAGGCUGAAUUGAUCGACAAAGUCACCUUUCUUUCCCAGCUCUUCCGAGGCGAAUUUAUCUUCCCAGCGGGACAGGGUUUACAAUAUAACCUCGAAGAAGCCAUGCAUGGCUUGGUACGAGACGGCGUCUUAGCGGCAACUGAGGGCGGCGAGACAAUGAUCGGGUUGUCAGAUGCAGAGCGGAGGUCAGGCCGAGAGAAUUACGACCUGUAUUGCUUCCUUAUCUGGCCUUUCGUCGACGCCGCAUGGUUGGGUGCAGUGUCCUUACUGGCUUUGGCUCCUCCAACAAGAUCGUCUGUUGGAUGGAUCGAGAUGCAAAAGGCUCAAGAUAUGGCGCAGCUUGCCGGUCGGACCUUGUACCAUCAAGGUGAUUUGUCUUAUUUCGAGGCAGUCAACAAGGAAGCCCUCAAAAAUGCCUACAGCCAAUUCCAGGAGGAAGGGAUCAUUCAGGUCGCAAAGGCUCCGGACGCGAGGAACAAGCCCACAGUCCGACUGGCACUGGAGUGGACGCCCGAAAGGGAUGGCUCUUCGGGCGAAUUGACGCCGUCGGGACGCCUGUGGGACUUUAUCGAGAAAAUUGCGCAGUAUCGGCGUGAAGGUAAGAACAGGCGCGACGAAGCAGCUGUCUCAAUACGUGUGCUUUCUCUGGCCGCAAGGCUAAACCAGCAGAUAUUCGUUGGCGACAAGCAUACCCUGGUUCAGCCUCAGCCGGACCCAGUCAAGGAACACAGACGACGAUCGAGACUAUGA
Molecule: messenger RNA, 2331 nt
Organism: Cladophialophora yegresii CBS 114405
Lineage: Eukaryota; Fungi; Ascomycota; Eurotiomycetes; Chaetothyriales; Herpotrichiellaceae
Product: acetyltransferase
Exons: 1
Coding region: 1-2331 (776 amino acids)
Cellular component (GO): mitochondrial membrane
Source: RefSeq, a predicted model, not a curated record